AUGGCAGCCCCUACAGCCAGGGCCAUCUUGGUUGGAGCCAGCCCGGCCUUGCCCACACAGCUCGGAGCCCAGAUGGACAUGUGGCCGUCUCCACAGGGCAUACCUCCCUGCACACAAGCGUGUGUGUGCAUGCAUACAGCCAGUGCCACCUUCAUGUUCAUCACAGAGCACCAGGCCCAGUUUACAAAGCACCUCCCCGUCGAGGUAGCUCUCACCUGUGCAGCACCCGCUGUGUAUCAGGCCGCGGACUGGGUGCUCCCCACCCACUAUCUAAAGUGUGGCCCCCAGAGAGCAGGCCGGGAACACCCCAGCACCCAGCACAGGGUGUUCAUGGACGUUAAAACCAAUGUUACGGUUCCACCGUGGCCUGCGGCCCAGGGACUGCUUCGAAACUACUGGGAGCGACUACUGCGGAAGCUUCCGCAGAGCCGGCCGGGCUUUCCCAGUCCUCCGUGGGGACCAGCAUUAGCAGUACAGGGCCCAGCCAUAUUUACAGAGCCAGCAAAUGAUACCAGUGGAAGUAAUGAGAAUUCCAGCCUUUGGUACAGUAUCUUUUGGAUUGCAGCUCCCAAAAACAGACGCACCAUUGAAGUUAACUUGUGUAGGAGAAGAAACCCUCAGAAGCUUAUUAAAGUUAAGAACAGUAUAGAUGUUUGUCCUGAAUGUGGUCACCUGAAACAGAAUGUCCUUUGUGGCUACUGCUAUGAGAAAGUGCACAAGGAGACUGCAGAAAUCAGACGACAGAUAGGGAAACAAGAAGGGGGGCCUUUUAAGGCUCCCACCAUAGAGACUAUGGUGCUGUACACGGGAGAGACACCAUCUGAACAAGAUCAGGGCAAGAGGAUCAUUGAACGAGAUGGAAAGCGACCAUCUUGGUUCACCCAGAAUUGA
Molecule: messenger RNA, 891 nt
Organism: Cercocebus atys (sooty mangabey)
Lineage: Eukaryota; Metazoa; Chordata; Mammalia; Primates; Cercopithecidae
Product: 39S ribosomal protein L32, mitochondrial-like
Biological process (GO): translation
Cellular component (GO): mitochondrial large ribosomal subunit
Molecular function (GO): structural constituent of ribosome
Source: RefSeq, a predicted model, not a curated record